GAGAAAGCAGAGGAGAAGGCUGUGCGCUCGGACAGGGGGCGCGCAAGGAGUCCACAUUGGUCCGGUUCUGGAAUCGUGAGGAUGGAGAUCCGGCCGGACAGGUUCAAGGCCGUGGCAGCCAAGACUCUCGGGAAAAUCUACGGAGCGAUUGAGAAAAAGCAGGAAAAUGGAGAAACCAUCGAGCUGUCGGCGGAGGGCCGGCCAGAGCUGGUGCAGGAGAAGGAGAUGCCCGUGGUGGACUGCACAUGCUUCGGCCUGCCCAGGCGCUACAUCAUCGCCAUCCUCUCUGGCAUUGGGUUCUGCAUCUCCUUUGGUAUCAGAUGUAACCUGGGCGUGGCCAUCGUCAGCAUGGUCAACAGCCACACUAUCAUCAGAGACAACAAGAAGGUCUUAGUGGAAGCACAGUUCAGCUGGAACCCAGAAACAGUGGGAAUGAUCCACGGUUCCUUCUUCUGGGGAUACAUCGUCACCCAAAUCCCAGGAGGGUUCAUCUGCCAAAAGUUUGCAGCAAACAGAGUUUUUGGGUUUGCUGUAGUGGCCACUUCUUGCCUGAACAUGCUCAUCCCCUCAGCAGCUCGGGUCCACUUCGGCUGUGUUAUCCUCGUCAGGGUGUUCCAAGGGCUUGUAGAGGGGGUUUCAUAUCCAGCCUGUCAUGGUAUUUGGGCAAAAUGGGCACCUCCUCUCGAGAGAAGUCGACUGGCCACAACAGCAUUCUGUGGUUCUUAUGCAGGGGCUGUGAUUGCCAUGCCUCUAGCUGGAAUCCUGGUCCAGUAUUCAGGAUGGUCAUCUGUCUUCUACGUCUACGGAAGUUUUGGUGUCCUCUGGUACUGCUUCUGGAUCCUGGUUUCUUACGAGAGUCCGGCGGCCCACCCCACCAUCACUGAGGAGGAGAGAAAAUAUAUUGAGGAGAGCAUCGGCGAGUCGGCCCAACACUCAAUAUCGAAAUUUAACACGCCAUGGAGGGCCUUCUUCACCUCCAUGCCUGUCUACGCCAUUAUUGUUGCCAACUUCUGCAGAAGCUGGACAUUCUACCUGCUUCUCAUCAGCCAGCCGGCGUACUUUGAGGAGGUGUUUGGGUUUGAGAUCAGCAAGGUGGGCAUACUUUCAGCUCUGCCCCAUCUGGUUAUGACCAUCAUCGUGCCCAUUGGGGGCCAAAUCGCUGACUUUUUACGCUCCAACCAGAUUAUGACUACCACCAAUGUUAGAAAACUUAUGAAUUGUGGAGGGUUUGGGAUGGAGGCGACUCUCCUGUUGGUAGUUGGAUUCUCACAUACAAAAGGUGUUGCCAUCACGUUUCUGGUUCUGGCUGUGGGUUUCUCUGGUUUUGCCAUUUCAGGUUUCAACGUGAACCACCUGGACAUUGCACCUCGGUAUGCUAGCAUCCUCAUGGGUAUCUCCAACGGUGUGGGUACUUUGUCGGGCAUGGUUUGUCCUCUUAUAGUUGGUGCAAUGACAAAGAAUAAGACACGAGAGGAGUGGCAGGGUGUGUUUCUCAUCGCCUCACUUGUUCAUUAUGGAGGUGUUAUAUUCUACGGCAUCUUUGCUUCCGGAGAGAAACAACCGUGGGCCGAGCCAGAGGAACUCAACGUGGAGAAGUGUGGCAUCCUGGAUGAGGACGAGCUCGCCAACGAGACGGAGGAGCUCUACCGUACGAGUGGCGGGGUCGGAUAUGGAGCCAUGAACCAGGCUUCGGAUCCCAAUGGAGCAGGAGGAGGCUGGGUCUCAGACUGGGAUAAAACAGAGGAGUACGUCCAACCGUCUGGGACCAACAAUUAUCUUUACGGAGAGGAGGGCGAUCGAGAACUAACAUAGAAACAGCAGAUUCCUCACCUAUGUUCCUGUAAAAAGACACAGACUGCACACAGUGUGGGAUCUCACUUUGAAGAAAUUUGGGAAUCGUGGAUUCAAAAUGAAGGACAAUUCUUGGUAAAUGUGACUAUAGUAACUCAAAUGAACUGAUUUUAAAGACUGCUGACUACAUUAGUUCAUGUAAAAUGUGUUUGUAUGUGAUUGCAGUGGUGUGCAGUGAUUGUUUUAGGAAUCAGAAGCCUUGCAGUCUUUGCUGGAGGUGGGAUGUACUUUUGGGCGGAUGUGGCUUCCAUUGUUGUUUAAUAAUUGUAGAAAUUUCUGUGCUAACGAUCACAACAUGGUAUUUACUCAUAUGCCUAUCAUUUUAAUCCUUCUAAUUUUUAAAUACACAGAUCACAGUCCUUUUAAUCUUAGGUGAAUUGUUGAGRAGUUUCAGACGCAAAGUUUCUGCAGAUUGCAGGGAAAUAAACAGCUCUCUAUACGUUAAAACAGAAUGGUUACCCUAUAAUGACAGUGUUAAUUUAUGUCCUUAAUCUGCACAUAUAAGAAAAAACACUGUGCCAAUGCAACAAAAUAUUUUUUUCUGUAGUAUCGGUUUAUUUAUUUGCUGAAUACUAACCGAUCAGCAGCAAAUGUUACUUCAUGCAUCGUUCUGUGAGGUAGAUGGCAAAAUGAUUAGAUUAAAAUCAACAAAACAAUUUUUUUGUCUUGUUACAAAAUUCAACAUCUGAAUCAUUUUUCAUUAAAAUUUUGUUGUAUUAUAUGUUUCAUUAAAAAUAAAGAAAUAUAUGUAUAUUUAGUGGGGUUGUGUGGAGUAGGUUUGAAUAGACAGUGUCUUACCUGCAGGGUUUCGAUUUCAAUAAAUGGGAAGAAAUUCUAAUGCAGGAAACAAAGCAAGGCCCAUUUACACCACCUGAUACAACAGACGUUUCAUCUCUAUCUGCUUUUUAAAUGCUUUUAUCUGUUUUAUUACUUUUUACAUCUUGUUUUAUUUAUUUAUUUAUUUAUUUAUUUAUUUAUUUAUUGCAUGGAGCAGUUGUUUACAGUGUCAAAGUUUCUCAACCCAUUGUGUGCACUAAGGCUUCUAGCUGCAAUACAUUGCUGAUCAGUAAUGACUGACAGUUCUACUGGUCUCAUCCUAUGGAAAAAUCAACUACACAGUAAAGAAAAGUGAUCUUUUUUAGAACAAAGUCGUCUCCUUCCUUAGAAGAGAUAAUCACAGGACAAGACGUUAGAGGUGCUACUGAGCUGCAGUGCUACAGGUAAACCACAGCACUGCAGCAGUUACCAUUAGCAUUGCAGCAUGAAAAUAUUUUAACUGAGAAAUAACAACUUGAACAACUGUCUCAUGAAAAAGCAUUGCGAUACAAAUUCAGCUACUUUUAUCAUUUUAAGAUUUAAUAUUAUAGAUGAAUCUUUACUCUUAUUGGGCUCUGCUCAGAGUAGGGUUAGCUUGACUGCCCCAUGAGGAUUUCAACUGGAUUUUCCAAACUGAGAUCUCUCUGACUGUCUACUGCAGGUAAGAUACUGAACACACAUAAGUCACACAUACCAUCCUAAAAUGGUGAAAAUAGUUAUUGUAUCAAAUAUAUUUAAGCUAGUGUUCAUCAGAAUGGCAUCGGAACUGGUUUUCUGUCACCACAGUUGGCUAAUGAGGUUGUUUUGAAGCACUUUUGUUUAAAUAUGGACUUUCAUAUUGUUUUGCUUCAUUUUCCUGUUAACCACAAAGCCAAGAGUUAAAGUUAGUAAGUGUGUUAGGUCAGCAGAGUAUUAUAAUGACUGAAAAUCGGUGAUAGUGGAAAAUUCAAUGUAAAGAUUUUUAUUGGUUUUGUUUUUGAUUUUAAUUUAAAAAUGUGUAAAACUCAUGUGAAAACAUUGUAUAAUAAAACUUAGAGGUGGUCA
This is a messenger RNA of Austrofundulus limnaeus, 3711 nucleotides long. Its product is annotated as vesicular glutamate transporter 1. Gene Ontology annotation, biological process: neurotransmitter loading into synaptic vesicle; synaptic transmission, glutamatergic; regulation of synapse structure or activity. Gene Ontology annotation, molecular function: neurotransmitter transmembrane transporter activity; L-glutamate transmembrane transporter activity. The record is from RefSeq and is a predicted model, not a curated record. Lineage: Eukaryota; Metazoa; Chordata; Actinopteri; Cyprinodontiformes; Rivulidae. Gene Ontology annotation, cellular component: synaptic vesicle membrane; excitatory synapse.